Dichomitus squalens LYAD-421 SS1 is the source of this 917-nucleotide messenger RNA. RefSeq lists its product as uncharacterized. The record is from RefSeq and is a predicted model, not a curated record. Bases 115 to 525 code for a protein of 136 amino acids. The transcript has 5 exons. Lineage: Eukaryota; Fungi; Basidiomycota; Agaricomycetes; Polyporales; Polyporaceae.
CGUCGCGACCGCUAUGAGCGAUGUGUUCCAGUGACGUCAGACCCUUCAAGUUCUCCACUCGGUGGCCGGCAUAUAAAACCAGAGGCUGCUUCGUCUUUGCUCCAUCCACUCGACAUGUCCUACGAUAACACUCAACGACGUCCGAACACAUCCCCGCCUCCUGAAGGUCACCAGGCGACCACCGGCUCGAUGAACUUGAACAAUGACGGCUUGAACCGUCCGACGACGGACUUCAUCCCUGAGCCUCCUUCGGAGACCGUCCAGCCGACUCAGGUGACUACUCCUACUCAGCAAGCUGCGACGCAACCCAGCUCGGGAGGAGUCGCGCAGAAGGUGGUAAUUCAGCACAAUGAGCCUUCGUUCAAUCAGAAAGUGGUUGGCUACGCGAAGGAAAUUCGAGGCACAAUCUUGCGCAAACCCGAGACGAAGGAUAGCGGAGGCAAAAUUCGCAAAGGCGAGGAGCCCUGGCCACCACAACCCGCCGGCCAGAACGACGCCGGGUCAGACACCACGUCGCCAGCCUAGACUGCAGACCAGCAGUAGACCCUUGUCCGCAUGUGUGCCAUGCAAAUACAUGCCUAGAUUGCCUUCACAUCAUCGCACUUCGACGACUUGUAUCACGCUACAGUAGCAUCCGGCUGUCUGGAUCAUGUACCAUCACGUUACUGUAUGGAAGAAUUAUGGUAGAUCAUUGGCUUCUUGUUGCGACCUCUCCGGGUCGUAUUGCAUUGUCCAGAGCAAACAGGACGUGGAACCUGGAAGGAUUCAUGCACUUUAUAGGAAGGCACGCUAGCACUGGCAUCCAGGGUCCUCGGUGUCUUGGAGGCUGAACUUACCGCCUCUUUCAACUAUCUUUCUGCCCUGCCCUCUAUUUAUCCACACUUAUAUGUCGUGUGUCAUGCAUGUCAUGUUAUUGA